Molecule: messenger RNA, 1902 nt
Organism: Catharus ustulatus (Swainson's thrush)
Lineage: Eukaryota; Metazoa; Chordata; Aves; Passeriformes; Turdidae
Gene: FICD
Product: FIC domain protein adenylyltransferase
Exons: 2
Coding region: 292-1650 (452 amino acids)
Molecular function (GO): protein binding
Source: RefSeq, a predicted model, not a curated record
GGAUGCUCCGUGACCCCUGCGGAACCGGCUGGCACAGCCUGGUGCCCACGCUGCUCCCGGGCAUCCCUGGCUCCUCCUGCUGCUGCCGGCACAGCAAUGCACAGCACAUCCCAUACGGUGCUGGGGGUAGCAGGGAAGGGGAUGCCCAGGACAGCCCCCAAUAGCUGUGACAAACCCAGAUCACCUGCACUCAAACCCACUCUUACCCCACGGAGCUCUGGCUGAAGCUGUGUGUUCCCAGGUGGGAGCAGCAGCAAAGGAGAUGCUCCAGGUGUCCGUGCUGGAAGCAGGAUGAACCUCGUGGCGAUGGCGACGGAUCCCGAGCUCCAAUGGGUGUCCCUGUGGCUCCGUGUCCGCUGGGCGGCCGUGCUGGUGCUGCUCCUGAGCUCCCUGGUGAUGCUGCUGCUGCCCCUGGCUGCUGUGGACAACCAGUGCCACGCUGUGCUCAAGGGCCUGUCCUUCCUGAGGAGCAAACUGGGCUCCUCGGGAAUCACCAGGUUCACAGGACAGAGCACGGAGCUGAGCGUCACCUCCAAGGGGCUGGAGCUGCUGGUGCUGAAGGGAAAAGCAUCCCCAGAGGUGAAGUUGGAAGCCAGAGCAGCUCUGAAUCAAGCCCUGGAGAUGAAGCGCCAAGGGAAGCGGGAGAAGGCCCACAAACUCUUCCUGUACGCCCUCAAAAUGGACCCGGAUUACGUGGAUGCCCUGAACGAGUUUGGGAUCUUCUCUGAGGAGGAUAAAGACAUCCUCCAGGCUGACUACCUGUACUCCAAAGCUCUGACCAUCUCCCCCCACAACGAGAAGGCUCUGAGCAACCGGGGCCGGACGCUGCCCUUGGUGGAGGAGAUCGACCAGAGAUAUUUCAGCAUCAUCGACAGCAAGGUCAAGAAGGUGAUGGCCAUUCCCAAAGGGAACUCCGCCCUGCGCAGGGUGAUGGAGGAAUCCUACUACCACCACAUCUACCACACGGUGGCCAUCGAGGGGAACACGCUGACGCUGUCCGAGAUCCGCCACAUCAUCGAGACCAGGUACGCCGUUCCCGGCAAGAGCCUGACGGAGCAGAACGAGGUGAUCGGGAUGCACGCCGCCCUCAAGUUCGUCAACACCACGCUGGUGUCGCGCAUCGGCUCCGUCACCAGCAGGGACAUCCUGGACAUCCACCGGCGCGUGCUGGGCUACGCCGACCCCGUGGAGGCCGGGCGCUUCCGAGCCACGCAGGUCUUCGUGGGCCACCACAUCCCGCCGCACCCGCAGGACGUGGAGAAGCAGAUGGAGGAGUUUGUGCAGUGGAUGAAUUCCGAGGACGCCAUGAGCCUGCACCCCGUGGAGUUCGCGGCGUUGGCGCACUACAAGCUGGUUUACAUCCACCCCUUCGUGGACGGCAACGGGCGCACGUCGCGCCUGCUGAUGAACCUGAUCCUGAUGCAGGCGGGGUACCCGCCCAUCACCAUCCGCAAGGAGCAGCGCGCCGAGUAUUACCACGCGCUGGAGGUGGCCAACGAGGGCGACGUGCGGCCCUUCAUCCGCUUCAUCGCCAAGUGCGCCGAGACCACGCUGGACAUGCUGCUCAUCGCCACCACCGAGUACUCCGUGGGGCUGCCCGAGGCGGGAGGCACUGCUGGCUGCAAGCAAACCAUCCCCGUCAAGACUUGAGGGUUUUGGGGCAAGUUGUGGGAGAGCAGAACUCCAAGGGACUCGGUGUUCCUGCUGGGAAAGGACUGGAGAGGUGGCACUCGAGCGUUUUGUUUAUUUAAAGUGUCUUAUAUUUGAUUAAAUUAAUGUAAUUUAUUUAUAUACUGAUGCCAAACGGAAGUGGGGAUGGUGGCUGUGCGCUGGAAGGAGGUGGGGAGAGGUGUCAGAGGGCUCAAAGAGAUGAACUAAAAUUGAAUUCUUUCUUAAAAUUAA